Messenger RNA from Mangifera indica (mango), 958 nucleotides. RefSeq lists its product as uncharacterized. NCBI's taxonomy places the organism in Eukaryota, Viridiplantae, Streptophyta, Magnoliopsida, Sapindales, Anacardiaceae. The coding region runs from base 130 to 690 and encodes 186 amino acids. The transcript is spliced from 3 exons. The record is from RefSeq and is a predicted model, not a curated record.
UGUAUUUUUACUCGAGUAAAACAAAAGAUUUGUAGGAGAAUAUCGAAAAAGGGUGAGAUAUUGUAAUAUAUUAUUGUUGUUGUACUUUCCUCCGUUUUCUGGAGAGCCGAAGAAGUCCGGAGAGGAAGUAUGUUGGGAACUAAUUUACAGUUCGGGCGUGUACGUGGCGAGGAUCGGUUUUACAUGACUGUGAAGGCCAGAAGGAAUCAGAACCAAAUGCAGAAAAAACAAGCAGCAGCAAAAAGUGGCGAAAAUGAGAGUGUAUCACCGGAAAACACCAAAGACUGUGUCGUGAAGCCUUCAAUUUCAAGUGACGUUUCAGUACCUGAACCAUCUGUAGUCUCUGUUAGUAACCUUGAUAGAUUCUUGAAAUUCACCACGCCUUCCGUACCGGCUCAAUAUUUAUCUAAGACCGCAGUGAGAAGUUGGAGAACUUGCGGUGAAGAGUUUCAGCCUUACUUCACAUUGGGUGAUCUGUGGGAGUCCUUUAAGGAAUGGAGUGUCUAUGGGGCUGGAGUGCCUCUGGUACUUGAUCAGAGUGAUUCUGUUAUUCAAUACUAUGUCCCUUAUCUGUCAGGAAUCCAAUUGUACGGUGAAUCUACUCAGUCAGCCACUAUGUCAAGAGGAACAAGAGAUGGCGAAGAAGAUGAUCUUUGUGAGCUUGUGGUGCAUUCAAACUUUUCCAUCUGACAGACCAUCCAUGACUAAGGUUGUGGAAAUGCUGGCAGGUAGCCUAGAAAACUUGCAAGCUCCACCGAAACCUCCAACGUUUUCUGCAACUAUGUCACCAUCCAAGCAUAGUCCCCUGCAACAUCACCAAUGUAAACUUGAAUCACAGGAAGAAGCCAACAGUGAGCCGAGCUACAUGUGAAAUACACUUAAGUUUGUAUAACAAUUAUCUGUCGAACAUUACAGACAUUCUGAUCCAGAAUACAAACAAUUCUAGCAUAUAAUCUAA